Recurvomyces mirabilis is the source of this 306-nucleotide messenger RNA. RefSeq lists its product as uncharacterized. The coding region runs from base 1 to 306 and encodes 101 amino acids. Lineage: Eukaryota; Fungi; Ascomycota; Dothideomycetes; Mycosphaerellales; Teratosphaeriaceae. The record is from RefSeq and is a predicted model, not a curated record. The transcript has 2 exons.
AUGUCUCCAUCUUUGUCGCCAGUAGCACGCCGCACCCGCAAAGGAUCCGUUUACACCCGCGAAGGAUUCCAGCCGCCUUCCAAGAAAUCUACCCAGACCCGGUUCCCGAAGCACCAACCCACAGCUGUGACCAUCCAAGCCACAACUACGCUGCCUACCCAGCGGUGGAGAAAGUCGCACGCAAGCACUGUCCCGCCGGCCGCCCGGGUUACUUCAAGCACAGUCCCGUCGUCCCGUGAGCGUGAAUGGGAGGUCGUUGAGGUCGAGGAGGUCGAGGCGGAAGUGGAGGAUUGGAUUCAGGCUUAG